This is a messenger RNA of Alternaria metachromatica, 1884 nucleotides long. RefSeq lists its product as uncharacterized. Lineage: Eukaryota; Fungi; Ascomycota; Dothideomycetes; Pleosporales; Pleosporaceae. Gene Ontology annotation, molecular function: heme binding; protein binding; peroxidase activity. The transcript is spliced from 4 exons. Bases 1 to 1884 code for a protein of 627 amino acids. Gene Ontology annotation, biological process: response to oxidative stress. The record is from RefSeq and is a predicted model, not a curated record.
AUGCGUUACUCCGCCAUCACCCUCGUUGCCCUCACGGCGACAUCGUCUUCAGCUUUCUCUCUAUGGCCUCGCCAAAGCUCUAGCUGUCCUUCCGUCUGGACUGCCGUCGCCACCGAGCUUCAAGCCGACUUUGCUGGCUGUGGCGCGGAUACUCACCAAGCCCUCCGUGCCCCCUUCCACGACUGCAUCAACAAUGGCUGUGACGGCAGUCUCGUUCUUACAGACGAGUGUGGAAGAUCAGAGAACGCCGGUCUCUCAGCUAUCUGCACGAAGCUCAAGGACUGGAGCGACAAGUACCAAGUCAGCGCAGCAGACAUGAUCCAAUUCGCCGGCGCACAAGCAAUCGCAGCCUGCCCGCUCGGCCCCAGAGUGCAAGCACUGGUUGGCCGCAAGGACAGCUCAAACGCCGCGCCUGUCGGGAGUGUACCCAGCAGCCGUGGCACCCUCGAAAGCAUCUUGGGCGCCUUUGCUGCGAAGGGCUUCUCAUCCGAUGAUGUCGUUGCCCUCAUGGGUGCGCACAGUGUGGCAGUCCAGUUCCACGACGACCCAUCGCAAGCUGGAAAGGGUCUUGACUCGACUCCUUUCAGAUACGACAACACCUUCUACCAAGAGACCAAGGACCGCAAGGCCCCUUACAGUCUCCAGAGCGAUCUUCUCAUGUCAAAUUCUUCAGAGACAUCAACCACCUGGUCCAACUUCGCUGAAGACGCGAACAGCUGGUCUACCGCCUUCACUAGCGCGUGGGACCGAUUCGCCGUCAUUGGAAGCGACGCCAGCAAGCUCCAAGAUUGCUCGAGCUUGGUCCCCAAUGGCUUCGUGACCACGAAGAGGCAGGCGUUCAACAUGGCUUUCACUAAGAAGAUGAGCGCCAAGUUCAGGUUUGGAAGAAAACGGGCACUCGAGCCUGCCGUUGAUGCCGGACCUCCUGCUGCGACAAGCACCCGCCGCAAGCGCGCUCGCAAAGAGGUGAUCAACGACAAGUCUCUGCUGCUGAAGCUCCCUGGAGAGCUAAGAAACCGUAUCUACGAGUACAUUAUGGAAGAUGUGAAGGAGCACAAGAAAGGCACGACAUCAAAAGCACCGAAACGUCGUGGAGGGUUGUAUAGGACGUUCGACAACGAUGAGCCCAUCUAUCUCAGAUACACGUCCAUCAAACCUCGGAAACGCUACAAGACGGCUAAGCAAUGGGCUGUCGCACACGAUCGUCGUCCUUACUUCGGUUUGACCCAAACCUGUCGUACGCUGCGAGAAGAAUUUCGUCCUCUGUACGUGAGCGAAAUUGGGUUCUCUAUCGAUCUUGGGCAGAUUGGUCAAUGCCUCGCUGCUUUUGGAUCCAACGAAGAAGAAAAGAUUAUCGGUCAGUCUGUUGCGAACAUUUCGCAAUCUCCACUUUCAGAGGAUGGAGCAGACUUGCUUCCAGUCUUGGAGAGGUUCCGUGAGCUGAAGCAACCGCGACUGAUCGAUGACCACCCCGUUAUAUACGGUGGAGAGCGAUACUGGGACUGUGACAGUCUGUUUGCCCUAAUCUGGUUCUGGUGGCAUGGUCAUACACUUGGUAUUUCUGCUGAAGCAAAAUCUGGUAUCACCAAGAUUACCUUCGUCAAGCGCCCGGAUGCAGAACGCGACGACCCGCCGAACGACAGACCGAUGCUGGUUAUAGAUUUGGACGCAAAUGUUUUCGUGUCGCAGACGCACCAGACCAUGGACGCUCAUAUGAGGAGGUUGAUAUCUGGGUUUGGUCUACGACAACUUAACAACACGAUCACGCAGUUUCGCUGCGGGCAUGAGCGCUUCACGUACACCACCGGUGCGGCAGAGUGGUACGGGGUCAUGCUGUACCGACUCGCGCUAGUUCACGGGCCAAGCUCCGUGACGCAUCCAUAG